AGUAUACACGUCUAUGUAUGUACACGUGUAUGUCAAACAAAAGCAGUUGUUUUUCAUUAGUCGAGCACACAGUCGAGCAACAGGUGUCAGAUGUCAUGAAAUUAACAGCUGAUAAUUCACAGUUCAGAGAAGCUUUUCGAGUCGCAUAAAAUGGCGCGAAAGCGAUAAAAUAUUGAAUGUUUAUAUUAACGUAUGUACUGUGUGACUUUUUAUCAAUUUUUUAUUAUAACAUUGGUGCGAUAGAUGAGCGGAGAGACAAAUUAUGGAAAUUAGAAAUGAUUUUUGAAUAUAAAUAUUUUUAACGGUAAACGUAGAUAUAACUCAUUAUGCCGCAACAAUUGUACAGAAAUAUACGCCGGAGUUAUAUAAAUCAUGGAUUGUCAUUACUGCAUGCAUUACAUGACAAUUAUCUUACAUAUUUAAAUUAAUCCAAUUAUGUCAAAAAAGAAAAGAGAUCAUGCUUGGGGUGAAAAUGGCUUUGAAGAUUGGGGUGGUUAUAUGGCUGCGAAAAAAGCUAAACUUGAGGAGCAAUUUCGUGACACAGCCAAUAAAGAAUUUAAAGAAUCAUCAAAGUUAUUUGAAGGAAUUGCAAUAUUUGUAAAUGGUUAUACAGAUCCAACAUCUGAUGAACUGAGACGUCUAAUGAUGAUGCAUGGAGGUCUGUAUCAUCAUUAUAUGCGUCCUAAAAUCACGACUCAUAUUAUAGCAUCCAAUCUACCAUAUUCUAAAAUAAUAAUGUACAGGAAGAGCCAAAAUCCAAUUCCUAUAUGCAAACCACAGUGGAUCAUUGACAGCAUUGCAGCUGGGAAAGUCUUAAAUUUUCAAAAUUACUUACUUCACUUCAAUAGCACUAAUGUACAAUCUCUGUUGACAUAUACAUUAAAGAAUAAAAAGAUUAAAGUCAAUACUGACUCAGCUAUUGAACAAGAUAUUGAUGAAUCUAAAGCUUCAGCAAUCAUGGUUAACAAUGAGAUUGAUAUAAAUAACGGAAACAUAUCAAAACACAAUGCAAUUAAUGAUGUAUCAAAACAUGAUAUAGUCAGCACUUGCCAACAAGAACACUCAAGAACUUCGAAUACAAGAACAAAUGCACAAUCUACAAGAGAUGCUGAAUUUUUGUCGGCAUUUUAUAGUAACUCGAGAUUGCAUUAUAUCGCUACCAUGGGAACCACUUUUAAAGAUUAUGUCAACGAACUGAGGGAUAAAAGUGAUGGGGUAUUUCCUGGACUUGAGCAUUUAAUAAAAUUAAAAGAAGCAAGAGGUGCUUCAGCUUUAGGUGAUUGUGAAUCAGAUCCUGAAGAUGAAAUAAUAUGUUAUACAAAUAAAGUAGAACACAAGCGAGAAUCUGUUAUAAUGCAUAUUGAUAUGGAUUGUUUCUUCGUAUCUGUUGGAAUUAGAAAUAGACCAGAAUUACGAGAUCAACCGGUAGCGGUAACACAUGCAAAAGGGAAUACAUUUUCAGCGAAUUAUGACGGCAAGGAAGAAUUUGGAUCAUUAUCGGAAGUUGCUUCGUGCUCUUAUGCAGCAAGGAAGGCUGGUGUAAAAAACGGCAUGUUUCUGGGAGAAGCGCUGAAACUGUGUCCAAAUCUGAAAACGAUUCAGUAUGAUUUCGAAGGUUACAAAAAAGUUUCUUACAUAUUAUACAAUACAGUAGCAUCUUAUACAUUAGAUAUCGAGGCAGUAAGUUGCGAUGAGAUGUACGCGGAUUGCACAAAAAUUCUUGAAGCGUCCGCAUUGUCACCAUUGGAAUUUGCCACUAUAAUCAGAAAAGAGAUAAAGCAAAAAACAGAUUGCCCGGUGUCCACAGGAUUCGGCAAUAACAGGUUGCAGGCGAGAUUAGCAACGCGAAAAGCUAAACCUGAUAAUCAAUUCUAUUUAAGUAAUCAAAAUGCGGAGACAUAUAUACGGACUUUAAAUAUAAGAGAUUUACCAGGAGUUGGCGGAACGACAACACAUAAGCUACAUAAAAUAAAUGUGCAUUCGUGUGAGGAUUUGCAGAAGAUUUCAUUAAGUAUUUUACAGAAAGAAUUUGGCAAAAAGAUGGGAGAGCAGUUGCAUAAAAUGUGUCGCGGAUUGGAUGACACAAAAUUGAAUCUGGAACAUAUCAGGAAAUCGGUAUCAGCUGAAGUCAAUUACGGUAUAAGAUUCCGGAACGAUAACGAUGCCAUCGAUUUUUUGAACAAAUUAUCCACGGAGGUGUGCAAUCGAUUAACAGCAGUACGUGCAAAGGGUAGAUGUAUCACGCUAAAACUUAUGGUCAGAGCCGAAGAAGCACCGAUAGAAACUGCGAAAUUCAUGGGUCAUGGUUCCUGCAAUUAUAUAACAAAAUCGAAAAAUCUUAUAGCGGCUGUCGACGACGUCAAUAUUAUCAGAAAGGAAGUUAUAAACAUUUGGAAUCAGUUGCAUUUAAUACCUGAAGAUAUGAGGGGAAUUGGAAUACAAAUAUCCAGAUUAGAAAUAUGCAAGACUAAGCAGAAUAAUAAAGGCAACUUGAUGAAUUUCUUUAAUAAAACUGCAAAAUUACAAACAUGUGACCACAUAUUGAGUAAUGAUGAUAAGAAUCGGUAUGAUUCGAGUUUCAGCAAGAGUUCUAAACUGGACAGUUCAAAAAUGUCUUUAACUGCAGAAUCAUCUCUUGGGACAAAAAAUAUUGUUGAUGCAAAAGUUAAUAAUUUGCCACUGACAAAAUCUUCCAAUGUACAUAAGGAUGAAUGUUUAACAAUUCCGUGUAAUGUUCAAAUCAAAUCGACAACUGAAACAAAAAAUAAAAAAUUACAUAAUUGUAAGACACAUGAAAAUAUUACUAAAGCGAAAGAUUUAUCUGGAAAAUCAAGUAAGAGUGCGAUACAAAAACAGACAUCUCAAGAGAAUUUUUUCAGACAUACAAAACCGAAUAAUGGAAAAUCGUCGAAAUAUGAAAUACCGCAAAUACAAGACAUUGAUAUGUCCGUGUUAAUUGAAUUACCCGAGGAUAUAAGAAACGAGAUAUUUGAUGAAUACAAAAGAAAUAAGAGACAACAGUCUCAGAUAGCUGCGCACACCGCUGAUUCAAUAAAUAAAGUUUCGGAUGACGAAAAAAGUUCAAACAUACACAACUAUUCGCAAGUUGAUCCGGACAUUCUAUCAGCUUUAAUGAAAAACGAUUUGCAUCCGGAUGUGCAACGCGAUGUGCAAAUCUAUUGUAAUUUGAAGAGAGAAGCGAAUAGAGUAAAUUUGAAAGAAAUCAAUGAAAACAAAAGUAAUGAACAAUUGCAAGGAGCAAAUUUGUUUUCGAAGACCAAUGAUAGUAAUAAUGCAAAACAUAUUGUAAAUAAUACUCGCAUAAAUGAAACUGCAUGCGUACCGCAAGAGGAUAAGAUAUUACUUGCGAAGGACCAAUUACACGAAAAAAAUGAUAUCGACAAAACAAAUUCCACAUCGUGUCACCAUAAUCGUAUUGAGAUUUUACACAAUAAUGCUGCGAUGAAUAAAGCCGAUACCUUUAUUUUACAGAAUUUAAGUAUUUUACAUAACAAUGAGAACAUAGAUAAACAUCAGGAAAUGUUGAUUACUCUCGUGAAUCAUCUCUUCGCUCUUCCAUUACAACAGGUAAAAAUACAGAUACAAACGUGGGUCACUAAGUCUAAAGUUGUGAAUGAAGUGGACUUUCUAUCACUUGCGACGUUCCUCAGCAUGCUUCCACAGAAAAAACGUAUCGAGGAUUUGCAUAUUUUGUUGAAAACCAUGCAUAGAUGUAUAACAAAAAUUGAGGACUGUACUUGGCAUAAGACUUACAGGAGAACCGUGAAACAUGUUCAACGUUAUAUGCAGAUAGAAUACAACAACAAUAUAAUGGUACCAUCGAUUAGAUGCAAUGAUUCGAGAUGUAAUAACAGUGAUUGUGAAUAUGAAAUCUCGAAAAUUUAAUAAAUUAAGACUUUUAUAAUCAAA
Cataglyphis hispanica is the source of this 3930-nucleotide messenger RNA. It is a transcript of the gene Rev1, whose product is annotated as DNA repair protein REV1. The record is from RefSeq and is a predicted model, not a curated record. Gene Ontology annotation, biological process: error-free translesion synthesis; error-prone translesion synthesis. Gene Ontology annotation, molecular function: damaged DNA binding; deoxycytidyl transferase activity; DNA-directed DNA polymerase activity. Bases 436 to 3906 code for a protein of 1156 amino acids. Lineage: Eukaryota; Metazoa; Arthropoda; Insecta; Hymenoptera; Formicidae. Gene Ontology annotation, cellular component: nucleus. The transcript has 7 exons.